AUGGGUAAAACCUUCAAAAACGUUCACGCCUGCUCUGUGGGAGACUUUGAGAGCAACACCAAAAAGAUCCCACAAUGGAUCACUGCUAACGGAGGAACAUACUACAAGGAUGUCACUAAGGACGUCACUCAUCUGAUCGCAACGAGAGAAGCCUUCAAGCAGAACAGCCCCGCUAUCGCUGAAGCAAAGAAGCUGAAGACCGUCAAGAUUGUCUCAUACGAUUGGUUAGCUGAGUCGCUGCUCUCCAAGCAUCGUACACCUCGGUUCGUCAAAGAGUAUCUAUGGAUUAAUAUCCUUAAAAAUGAGAAUAAAGAAACGCAGAAAAGAAACGAUACAUCGAAAAAGAUCCGGGGGGAAGAAGAACCCAUAAAACAGGCUCAGGCAGACAGAAACGAGACCCUAGGAAGCUACGCAAGAGGAAACCCAGGCCAGAAAACAAGAGGCCCAGAAGCGAAGUGCGUGACAUAUAGUGCGACACUGGUUCGACCUUCGAACACAGCCGGUAAUACUAGAGAGACCAUCCAGCUAAAGGUUUUCGAGACCAUUAAAGUUCCUCACACCUACGCUACACACAUCAGGUUCAGUCGCCGAGGGUUAUCGAAGACCGAUUUUUUGGCUCCACUUGACAGCGACCUCGAUGCCGCACUGGUGGCGUUUAAGGGCUUUUUCAAGGCGCGAACAGGAAAGGAAUGGAAUGAUAGAUUGGACGGGACGGCCCCUUCUCCGAAGAAAGACAAAGAUGGAAAGACGCAACCGCCACAUAAAGGUUGGUUUUGGUUUGACACUGGUUCUGCGGAAUCGUCAUUGGCAAGUUUGUUUCAUGAGGGAAAGAUAUAA
Molecule: messenger RNA, 837 nt
Organism: Aspergillus versicolor CBS 583.65
Lineage: Eukaryota; Fungi; Ascomycota; Eurotiomycetes; Eurotiales; Aspergillaceae
Product: BRCT domain protein
Exons: 4
Coding region: 1-837 (278 amino acids)
Source: RefSeq, a predicted model, not a curated record